AUGUCUACACACGAAUUGAAGCAAAUGGCGCCUCCUGUGCUGAGCGAGAUGGAGGGACAACCGAUCUACCGAGACAAGGACGACGUAUAUUUGACUCGCAUGGGGAAGCGCCCUGUUUUAAAAAGAAACUUUGGGUUGAUGUCGAUGGUGGGAUUCAGCUGCACGCUGUUGGUGACAUGGGAGGGAUACAUCAUUGGCGGCCCGGCUGGUUCUGUCUAUGGCUAUCUUUUCGUCUGGGCUGGUAUCGCUGCCACCUUUGUCGUGAUAUCUGAGCUUGUGUCGAUGGCUCCUACGUCUGGCGGACAGUAUCAUUGGUGCUCGAUGCUGGCCCCUCCAUCGGCAAUGAAGUUGGCCAGUUAUAUGACAGGCUGGCUUACUGUGAUCGGAUGGCAAGCCACAUUCGCAUCUGCAAUGUAUCUCAAUGGGAACAUGGUCCAAGCCCUGAUUAUCCUUACCAGAUCGGAUUAUGUCCCUCACCCAUGGCGGAAAGCUCUAUAUGCAUGGGGGCUCUCUGUACUCUCCGCUAUCAUUAAUAUUGUUGGGGGCAAGUUUCUGCCCCGUUUCGAGGGCACCAUUCUAAUCUUCCAUGUCCUGGGGUUUUUCGCCAUCCUGGUUCCCUUGACCUAUAUGGCAGAUCACAAGUCGUCCGCCGAAGAAGUGUUUACCUAUUUUAUUAACGAAGGCAAUUGGCCUUCAAAGGCGCUGUCAGUGUUUGUUGGUUUGACUGGCCCUGUUUUCGCUUUCGCCGGCGGUGAUGCUGCGGUCCAUAUGGUCGAAGAGAUGACCAACGCAACAACCGCUGUGCCCUUGUCUCUGAUGCUAACCGUGUUAAUCAAUGGCUCCAUGGGGUUUGGAAUGAUGAUUGCCUUAUACUUUUGUCUUGGAGACAUCCAGGCUGCGCUUAAAUCUCCGACAGGUGUGCCUUUCUUUGCUAUCUUCUUGCAGGCAACAGGAUCGGUAUCGGGCACGGCGAUCGCAGGCGCCCUGGUAAUGUCUCUGGGCAGUUGUAAUACAAUUGGCACCUUAACAGCAGCAUCACGUCAAUUCUGGUCCUUCUCUCGCGACCGAGGACUUCCUGGGUGGCGGGUGUGGAGUAAGGUGACUGAACGUACAUCCAUCCCGACAUAUGCAGUCCUCCUUACGGCAGUUGUUGGGUGCCUCCUGAAUCUCAUUACUAUUGGUUCAGAUGUGGCAUUCAACAGCUUGGUAUCCAUGUCAAUUUCGGGCCUUUACCUAUCAUAUAUGACUGCUGGCGGACUCUUGCUCUACCGCCGUUGUACUGGUGGAAUUGGUAACGCUGCUGCUGGCGAGCAGACGAUGAUCAACACGGCAGGAGCUAGACUGGUCUGGGGACCAUUUCGAGUUCCCGGUAUUUUGGGUAUAGCCAUUAAUGUCUUCUCUUUGGCGUACAUGACAAUCGCUACGUUCUUUGGCUUCUGGCCUACGACCAAGGAUGUCAAUACACAGACGAUGAACUAUAGUAUUGUCGGUACGGUGGGGGUUAUUAUACUCAGCCUUGUGUACUACUUUGUUCGAGCGAGGAAGAUGUACACUGGGCCCCUUAUAGAGAUAUCUUGA
Aspergillus caelatus is the source of this 1578-nucleotide messenger RNA. Its product is annotated as amino acid/polyamine transporter I. Lineage: Eukaryota; Fungi; Ascomycota; Eurotiomycetes; Eurotiales; Aspergillaceae. Gene Ontology annotation, molecular function: transmembrane transporter activity. The coding region runs from base 1 to 1578 and encodes 525 amino acids. Gene Ontology annotation, biological process: transmembrane transport. The record is from RefSeq and is a predicted model, not a curated record. The transcript is spliced from 7 exons. Gene Ontology annotation, cellular component: membrane.